AAUACCUAGCAAGUAGCAAGUAAUAUAAAUUGUAGUCUCAAGUAACGUCUUGUUAGUUGUUUACUUGCCUUGAUUUUCUCAGCUGAGCUGCGCGCCCAAGAUAACUUAACAGUCAUCCAUGGAUUCUCAGCCCGAACCCGUCAACUACAUUUGUGGAGAUUGUGGACAAGAAAACACGCUGAAGCCGGGUGAUGUAAUACAGUGCCGUGAGUGUGGUUAUCGUAUCUUGUACAAGAAGCGCACCCGCAGAAUUGUCCAGUAUGAAGCCCGUUGAAGAAUGAUUAAAGAAGUGCCCUCAAGAAGAUGAAAAAGGAUGCUACAUGUAGAGGGAUGAUACAGCAGUCUUUUAUGUUUUCUAUCACCUCAAGGCAGUCUAUUUCUAUAUUGUAAAAACUAGCAUUAUGCAGAUAUUUGACUUUUGAGUGAAUAUGAUAAUGUCUGUUGUGUUA
This is a messenger RNA of Daucus carota subsp. sativus, 449 nucleotides long. RefSeq names its product DNA-directed RNA polymerases II, IV and V subunit 12. Gene Ontology annotation, cellular component: RNA polymerase II, core complex; RNA polymerase III complex; RNA polymerase I complex. Gene Ontology annotation, molecular function: zinc ion binding; DNA binding. The transcript is spliced from 4 exons. Bases 119 to 274 code for a protein of 51 amino acids. The record is from RefSeq and is a predicted model, not a curated record. Gene Ontology annotation, biological process: DNA-templated transcription. NCBI's taxonomy places the organism in Eukaryota, Viridiplantae, Streptophyta, Magnoliopsida, Apiales, Apiaceae.